This is a messenger RNA of Lepus europaeus (European hare), 379 nucleotides long. Its product is annotated as large ribosomal subunit protein bL21m-like. Gene Ontology annotation, molecular function: structural constituent of ribosome. The coding region runs from base 16 to 321 and encodes 101 amino acids. The record is from RefSeq and is a predicted model, not a curated record. Gene Ontology annotation, cellular component: ribosome; mitochondrial large ribosomal subunit. NCBI's taxonomy places the organism in Eukaryota, Metazoa, Chordata, Mammalia, Lagomorpha, Leporidae. The transcript has 3 exons.
AGCCAUCAUCCCCCCAUGUGCAAUGCCGCUGUCUCCAUGGCAGCUGCCCCCGCUCUCCUGGGGACGCCUGGUAACGAGUCGCCUGUUUAUUUUCUUCAGGUUCUGCUGGUUGGGGCAGACGGCUUCACGCUGCUCGGCAGGCCACUCCUUGGAAAGGACCUUGUCCGAGUGGAAGCCACGGUCAUUGAAAAGACAGAGUCGUGGCCAAAAAUCAACAUGAAGUUUAGGAAAAGGAAAAACUUCAAGAAGAAGAAAAUCACCGUGAGCCCGCAGACCGUGCUCCGGAUAAACACCGUGGAGGUCGCGCCGUGCCUGCUGUGAUGGCUGAGCCGAUGGCCGCUGGCCGCGGCAGGGUGACAAUAAACCUGUUGGGCAAGAA